GUUCACUAUCAUUCAAUGGUGAACGAACGUGUGAAUCCUAACCUUUACGUUGAUGGAAAAGUAUGCCUUUCUCUACUUGGGACAUGGCAUGGAGUUCACGCGUCUGAGCAUUGGGAUGCUGAAAAAUCUAGUGUUUUUCAAAUUGCCAUCUCUAUUCAAAGUUUGAUUCUAAAUAUGGAGCCCUAUUUCAACGAAGCUGGUUUCGAUGUCUCUCGGGGCAGCGAGUUUGGUACUGAGUCAUCGCGAGUUUACAACGAGACCAUAAUCAUUGCGGUUGCCCAAUCCAUGCUUUCGUUGUUGUCCAAACAGCGCAAGAUUGUCCGUAAAGUUGAGGAUAGACUCGAAAUGUCAGGUCGGGAUUUUGACUCAGACGUAGAGCAAGCAGGGCAGGUCAAAAUGUCGGAUGGAGAAAGAGCUGAUUCAAUCAUCACGGUAUUCAGUAGUGAGAUAAAUACCCAUUUCAGCAAGAACCUUCCAAAGUGA
Molecule: messenger RNA, 483 nt
Organism: Protopolystoma xenopodis
Lineage: Eukaryota; Metazoa; Platyhelminthes; Monogenea; Polystomatidea; Polystomatidae
Source: the annotation of a GenBank genome assembly